AUGGGUAAGGACGAUACUUCAACGAAAAAACGACGUAAAUUAAAUACUACUUCAUCUAGCGAUAAUAACGCCAAGCAGACCCCGGUUGAUAUUUAUAAGAAAGUCGUCGAAUUCGAAGAAGCUGAGGCGCAGUUACGUUCAGCGGAUAAGGAUGCAGCGUUGUUUAAAAAGAUAUAUCAAGAUGUUCGCCAGAUAUUUGCUGAAAUAGCUGAAUUAAAACAAAAAGGCACUGAUGAGGCAAAAGAAAAAAUCAAUGUCAAAAGAGUAGAGGCAUCAUUGCAUUUAGUAGCAUUAAAAAAGUUGAAUAGACUGGAAAAAGUUCGUACAAGAGCUGGGAGAGAGGCUCUGCACAAAGAAAAGCAGAGAGUUGAUUCAACACAUCUGCUCUUGCAAAAUCUUCUAUAUGAAGCUGAUCAUCUUAAUAAAGAAGUGACGAAAUGCUUACAAUUUAAAUCAAAAGAUGAAGAAAUAGAAUUAAUACCACUGGAAGAAUUUUACAAGGAAGCACCGAGUGAAAUCUCUCGGCCGGAAGUAACAAAAGCAGAUGAGCAUCAACUUCAAUUGGCAAGGCUAGAGUGGGAAUUACGUCAGCGUAGAGAACUUGCUGGGGCCUGUAGUGAAUUGGUGGCUUCAAAGGAAUGUGUAGCGGCAGCGAUCGCUGCAGCACGAUCGAGACUUGAUGCUCUCUCACCACAUUUGAAAGAUGUGCUAAAGGCUACAAAACCGCUCCAAGAAUGUCUAGCUCUAAGAUUAGAUGAAAAGCGAGAUGAAAUAAGAGCAGCAUCACUUCUUCCUCCACCUUUAUUUUUGCUGUAUGCAAAUGCUAGUGCAUAUUAUGAUGCUCUUGGUGCUAACAAUGUUGUUGUUGGAAUAUCUGGAGAUGAAGAUGAAGCAAAAAGAUUGGAUCAGCUCAGCAAUGUUGAAAGUGAACUUGUAGUUUCAAAUGAUUCAGAUUCUGAUCAGGAAAAUAACUACGAAGAACCAAGAGAUAAGAAAAAGAGACACCACCGAGGAACAAAAAUAUCAAGAGAAGAGAAGGCUGAGGCCAAAAAGAAAGAAGUACUUAAAAAACAUCCUCUUAAUGUUAAACUGACUGUGAAAAUAUCAGAGGGGACUGCAUUGAAUCUUAUAUUCUCAUACAUGAUUCAUUUAAAAAUUGUUGUGGUCAAAUACACUUUAGAGCUGUCCUUACCUAUAAUAGGAGUUUCAGCUGCUGAUGUGUUGAAUGGAGAUUGUAUACUUAAUGAACUUUACAUUGGUGAUAAUGGCAAUGACUCCCCACAUCCAGCAACCUCCUAUUUGCUUAAUGCAGCUGGCAUUGUGGAAGAUUUUAAUUAUUUUAUUCCUGAAGUUGGUAGACCUUACAUAUGGGCGCAGAGAAUGUGCGGAUUGGAUUUCAUGGCAGUGACGGGUGAUGAAAAAAAGUCCAAUAUCAUUCAGCCCAGUCAAAGUCUCAGUGUUGUCAGUGUUGAAAACUUUAUUUUCACUCUCAAGAAAAGAUUGAAAUCGAGAGUGGAACUUAUGAAAGAAUUGCAAAAUUUGGAAAGUGGUAAAAUUAUACCGGAAAAAAGUUUGGGAUUUCCAUUGAGACUAUCAGGUUCGUUAAUCCACUGGCAGUCAGUGGGAUGGAAUGAAUACAGCCAGCCGACUUCAACAUCAUUUUUGAUAUCGGAAGGCCAAGUUAGUGCAGACUAUAUGUUGUACCGCGCUAUAAUCACAAGACAAUCAGCUAAGCUUGUAGCAUUCGUUGCUGUGAGUAGUGAUUAUCCUAAAAAGGCACCGCUGUUUUCAUUGACAUUAAAUUGGAACGGUACACACACCGCGGGAACAAGUGAUGAUAUAAGAGACAUCGAAAGAAUCAUUAAUACGAACUGGACUAAUGAUGGGAAAAAAUCCACUCUAACCACACAGAUGGAGAAGUUACUCACUUGUUUAGAUAUUCUUCUGGAGACCACAGGGUCAUUAGAAUUUCCUCCCGACAAAGUAAUGUUUCAGCCAGUUAGAGGAAGAAAUCGGAUGAAACCUUACCGAUUUAUAAAACAAGGUACAGGCGUGUUUGUACAAUAUUAA
Messenger RNA from Danaus chrysippus (African queen), 2070 nucleotides. Lineage: Eukaryota; Metazoa; Arthropoda; Insecta; Lepidoptera; Nymphalidae. The record is from the annotation of a GenBank genome assembly.